Molecule: messenger RNA, 3712 nt
Organism: Chara braunii
Lineage: Eukaryota; Viridiplantae; Streptophyta; Charophyceae; Charales; Characeae
Source: the annotation of a GenBank genome assembly
CCUCGGGAAGGGGAGGGCAGAAUGGCAAGAGAGAGAGGUCGCAGCAUGGUACGGAUCCAGAUGCACAUGGGGAAGGGGGCGAGGGGGAUCAGGACGUAAAGCACAGAGAGACAGCGCGUGCCCGCGCGCGCGUGUGUGUGUGUGUGUGUGUGUGUGUGUGUGUGUGAGAGAGAGAGAGAGAGAGAGAGAGAGAGAGAGAGAGAGAGAGAGAGAGAGAGANGAGAGAGAGAGAGAGAGAGAGAGAGAGAGAGAGAGAGAGAGAGAGAGAGAGAGAGAGAGAGAGAGAGAGAGAGAGAGCUCUAAACGUCGUUGUGGUAGUAGUGUCCUGGGCAAUCCCUUUUUCAAAGGGUAGCGAGAGCACAGCCGCAGCAAUGAGUGAUCCCGUGGAGGAGAGAAUGAAUCAGCUGUUCGGGAUGAAGAACGGUCAGGCUGACUUGUUAGCCGAAAUGCAGCAAAUGAAGCGGAGGUGCGAGGAGCUAGAGGAAGAGAAAGAGAGGCUGGUCACGAACUUGCGCACCAGCAACCCUGGUGAUGAAGACGCAGGCGAGGAACAAGAAGAAGAGCAAGAAGAAGAGGAUGAGGCUUUUUGCCCUCCUGCACAUCUGGAGAGUGUCACAGGACCUGCGGCUGACCUCGGCUAUCAUGGUCGGGACCGCUGGAACGGUGUCGACGAGGACGAUGACACUUUGCGGAAGGAAAAUGACCUUCUCGUUGCACAGCAGGAAGAUCUGGAGAGGGAGCUGUGUCGCUGCCGUGCCGAGAUCCGAUCGCGAAUGGAGGAGACCGUAAGCCUGAGCGGCGCAAUGGCCGCCCUUGCCAGAAAGCUUCGUACGAACGAGAAGAAGUUGGCGGAGUUGACCGACUGCUUGGCUUGCCGAGAUAAAGACCUCAGCAAGACCGUGUUUGAAAACAAGGAGCUGCGCAAGGAGUUAGACGUCAACGUGAUCAACGCAAGCGCUGCAACGGAGAGGGCUGAAGAACUGGAGCGGGCUUUCGAAAGCGUGAAGAGGAAGAUGGAAGCAGACAUAGCAUCUCUUCGGCAGGAGAACGUGUGUUUGCAGUCCAGGGAGAGAGAAGCGAGAGGUGCUGUGCUGGCACUCAGUCGGGAGGUAGAGACGUUGACCAAGAACUGGUCAUCCGCCAAGGGACUGCUGGAAGAGGGAGAGGCAGAGAAGAGAGAGAUGUCGCAGCUGGUGAACGCACUGUCAGAACACGUGGAAGAGUACCGGAAGAAGGACACAGAGGCGUUUCGGAAGCUGCAGGUGGCUGUGGAAGAGGCGGAGGUGUGCAAGCUGGAGCGCGAGAGGGCAUCGGCUCAAGUCCUGAAAUUAGAAAAGGAAGUGACGAGUCUCACGGAGAAGCUUGACGCAGAAAGGAAAAAGAACUGGAAAUCGCAAAACGCGAGUGCCAUUACCGAAUCAUCAUCGAGUGCGGCCGGGAUGGGGAUGGCGAUGGGGCCGUUGUCAACGAAUGGGGCAAUGGGAGCAGGAACCAUUACAGCUCAGGCGGUGGCGGCCUUGCAGGAAGAGGUCAAUCGACUGACGAGGACGGAGUUUGAGCUGUCAGCUGCGCUGGCCAGGGCACUGAGGGAUAAGAAAACGUGCGAACAGGAAUUAAAACAAGUUCAAGCGAAAGCAUCAACAUGCCUGCAGCAGGCCGGUGCAGCUUUAGUGGUUGACAAGGGCUUGGUUUCCUCUCUUGGUGCCGGUAUCCCUGUUGGUGGAGUCGGAAUGGCAGCCGCAAUGGCAGCAAGACUCGAGGAAACAGAGCGAGACAGGGACACAGCGCUGGAAAAAGCUACCAGCUUGGCGCUGACAGCCCAGCGAAGUGCCAAUGAGUGGGAAUCUGAGCGGACCCGGUUGAGAGCCCAGCUCGCUGAGCAGGAGAAGCAACUCAAGAAGGCGGAGAAAGAGCUAGGACAAACGAGAGGCCGGGCAACUCAGUUAGCGCACGACUGCGAGGAGCUCGCAAGGCAGCUCCAGACACAAAAGCGUGCAACCAGCAACGCUGCGCAGGCUGUCAGGAAUGAGGCCGAAGCGGUCCGGCUUGACCUAGAGGGCAAGUGUAAAUCUUUGGCCGAGAGGGUAGCUCAGCUGACCGAGAUGCAUAACAGAUCCAUGACAGAGAUGGCACCUGUGCUUGCGGCCAACGAGGACCUGCUGCGUCGGAUGAGAGAGGAGACUCGAAAUGCAGCCAAGGUGUUUGAGGAAGCGACUGCAGAGCAGAGGGCAGAGAGUGGGCGGUUGGCCGCACGGGUGGAAGACUUGUCAGACCGGUUACAAGCUGCACAGGCCAGGGCAACUGUCCUUGAUAGGGAGUUCAAGAUCGCCAAGGAGGAGGUGCAGACGCUCAAGCUUGCUCUAGAGGCAGCAGAGAAGCAUGGAAAGGAUGCGAGUGCCCGGCUGGCAAUCAUGCUUGAAAGCGAAGCGGAGUGGAUCAAGGCCAAGAAGGAGUUCCAGGCCGAGAUAAGUAGGAAGGCUGAGGCAAAGGAUCAAGUUGUACGAGAGAAGGAGCUCGCUGUCGCCGAAUGCCACAAACUCCGACAAGAAUUUCGCCACAUUGCCAAAAGGUUGAAGGGUGGUCUAUCCUCGCCAUCGUCGCCAUCAUUGUGCUCCUGGACAAGCAGAAAACCCAGCGGUUAUGCCGAUGAGGUAAAGAAGAACAAACUGCACCGGGAGUCGACGGGCAUUGUCUCUCCAUCCUCACUCAAGCUGGGCUUCCACAGCCAUCUGCGAACAGAAUCUGGUUUUCAACGAGGGGAAGCAGAGGGGGAUGCAAAGAAGAGCGAUUAUCACCGCCAUCACAAACCGACUCAGGAACGACUGUAUCGGCAAUGUCAACGACAGCGAAAGGAGCAGCAGCAGGAGGAGGAGGAGAAGGAGGAGGAAGAGCAAUUACACGUGAAGGAGAAUCACCGCUGGGUCAGAAGGGAGGGUGAGGACAUUGCUGGUGAGAGACAAGACGGAGUGGGCACUGAACGUGCCGGUGCUGACAAUGGUGACGCUACCCUCACAAACAGUGCUAGCCUGGGUGACAGUGCGGAGCUCGCGGGCCAACUGCACCUGCGGCGAGCAAGAUGUGCAACCCAGAUUGCAAAACAGCGCCGAAGAACUGCCUGAUCCCCGGAAGGUUUGCUGCUAGGGGAUGCAGUUAUAUCCCCAAACACCGUGUUUUUCGUCAUUGGGUCUACUGGGGUCCUCUGUGGGAUAGAAGCGGGUGUGCGAAGGGUGUGCAUUGGCCACUGUGGGGAUGCGGGAAAUGCAGCCAUACAGGGCCCCCAAGGCUUUUCUUUUGUUCUCUCUAUUUUGCGUCUAGAAGCUGCAGGAAAUUGAUGUCUGUCUGUCAAAGAUGUGUCAGGCAUAGAAUUCCCCUUAGAAACAUUGGCGGCAUGUGGCUUGUUGCCAGCAUGUUAGGGCUCCUGGGUAUUAAUGGUUUUAUUUUUGCUGUUGUGCUCCUGCAACAUCAAGCCAUUGUGUGAUAUGCAUACUCCUGUUUGCAGACUUGCAACCUGUACACCCAUGGCAGGUUUUUGGUCAUUGGGUCUACAGGACCGAAGCCGCGAAGCGGUAGUGCAAAGGGUGUGCAUUUCUGGGGAGGGGUUUGGAGGGGUGCAUGCACUGCAUGGGGCAGUCAUUGGGCAGAGGACCGGUUAAAGUGCAUCGUGGGAUUUCAUGUGACAGUCCCCGUCAACAAAUGAAUUUAAGGGGUUGAG